AUGGCUGGAGGUUACAUAGCACAUGGCUCUGAAAAAGAAUAUCCGGGAAAACUCACCUUUAGGGUGUUCAUCGCUUGCAUGAUUGCAGCAUUUGGAGGCUUAAUCUUCGGCUAUGAUCUUGGCAUUUCAGGUGGAGUUACGGCAAUGGAUCCAUUCUUGCUGAAGUUCUUUCCAGAUGUUUAGGCUAAGGAGCUAAACAUUAAGCCUACGGAUAAUCAAUACUGCAAAUUCGACACAGACACUACGUUGUUUACAUCCUCUUUGUAUUUGGCCGCUCUUGUGGAUUCUCUUGGAGCAUCCACCGUAACUAGAAUCUUUGGAAGACGUCUUACCAUGCUCUCUGGUGGUGUUCUUUUUCUCGCUGGAGCUGCUAUGAAUGGAUUCGCUGAAAAAGUGUGGAUGCUUUAUGUUGGCCGCAUGUUGCUUGGUUUUGGAAUAGGAUGUGCUAACCAGUCUGUGCCAAUCUAUCUGUCUGAGGUUGCUCCCUACAAGUAUAGAGGAGCUCUUAACAUGAUGUUCCAAUUGUCAAUAACUAUAGGCAUUUUUGUGGCCAACAUAAUACAUACCACAAUAAUAUACAAAUUUGUUUUGACACAGAUUAUUGUAGCAGUGGCCAUUGCAUUUAAAUUUGGAGUUGAUGGAAAUCCAGGUGAGCUUCCAAAGUGGUAUGCAUUGCUUGUUGUGAUAGGCAUAUGCGUGUAUGUGAUGGGAUUCACAUGGUCUUGGGGUCCUCUUGGAUGGUUGGUGCCAAGUGAAACUUUUCCACUUGAGGUGCGAUCAGCGGCUCAAAGUGUCAAUGUUUCGGUUAACAUGAUUUUCACAUUUGCCAUUGCUCGAGUUUUCACCACCAUGUCGUGCCACAUGAAGUUUGGACUCUUCAUCUUCUUUGCAUUUUUUGUGGUGGUGAUGAGCUUGUUUAUUUACAAGUUUUUGCCGGAGACCAAAGGUGUUCCUAUUGAAGAAAUGUUUAUGGUGUGGCAAAAUCAUUCUUAUUGGAGGAAGUUUAUAGAUGCUCAAAAACACAUCACAAAAAACCAUGUUUGUUCUAUUGCAAGUAUUGUUGUGCCAAAUGCUUGUGUGUACCUCCAGGAACUUAUGGAAACAAGGAAGUUUGUCCGUGCUAUAACGAUUGGAAGACCAAAGAAGGAGGACCAAAAUGUCCUUGAAUUAUGUUUUUUCAUUUCUCAUCAUGUACUAUACCACAACAUUCGUUUAAGGAUUUUUUUUCCUCGUAAAUGA
This is a messenger RNA of Medicago truncatula (barrel medic), 1239 nucleotides long. Its product is annotated as sugar transport protein 12. Lineage: Eukaryota; Viridiplantae; Streptophyta; Magnoliopsida; Fabales; Fabaceae. Gene Ontology annotation, biological process: monosaccharide transmembrane transport. The record is from RefSeq and is a predicted model, not a curated record. Gene Ontology annotation, molecular function: monosaccharide transmembrane transporter activity. Gene Ontology annotation, cellular component: membrane.